AUGAGUUAUAUGAACCGGAUUUUCAAACCACAUUUAGAUCAGUUUGUUGUGGUAUUCAUUGAUAAUAUUUUGAUCUACUAUAAAAGUAAGGAAGAACAUGCAGAGCAUUUGAAGAUAGUUCUACAGAUUUUAAGGGAGCAUCAGUUAUAUGCCAAACAAUCCAAGUGUGAGUUUUGGUUACAUGAGAUCCAGUUUCUUGGACACGUCAUCUCAUCUACAGGAGUGGCUGUUGAUCCGAGUAAAAUUGAAGCUGUGUUGGAUUGGGAGAGACCCAAGAGUGUUAAUGAGAUCCGGAGUUUUCUGGGUUUAGCCGGAUACUACAGGAGGUUUAUUAAUGGAUUCUCCAGAAUCGCCUUGCCAUUGACUAGGUUGACCCGAAAAGGGGUGCCAUUUGCAUGGACCCUUGGGUGUGAUGUGAGUUUUCAAGAAUUGAAAGAUAAGUUGACUACCGCAACGGUUCUGAUUCUUCCUGAUCUAGAGAAGAGAUUUGAGAUCUAUUGUGAUGCAUCCAAGUAUGGAUUAGGGUGCGUGUUGAUGCAGGAGCGAAAGGUAGUGGCCUAUGCUUCUAGACAGUUGAGACCACAUGAAGAGAAUUACCCUACUCAUGAUCUUAAGUUAGCGGCCGUGGUUUUUGCAUUGAAAAUAUGGAGACACUUCUUGUAUGGUGCUACCUUCACAGUUUUUAGUGGUCCCAAAAGCUUGAAGUAUCUAUUCGAUCAAAAGGAGCUUAAUAUGAGAAAGGAGAUGGAUGGAAUUCUUGAAGGAUUAUGA
Molecule: messenger RNA, 771 nt
Organism: Gastrolobium bilobum
Lineage: Eukaryota; Viridiplantae; Streptophyta; Magnoliopsida; Fabales; Fabaceae
Exons: 1
Coding region: 1-771 (256 amino acids)
Source: RefSeq, a predicted model, not a curated record